GCGGGGAAAAGCGACGCAAGCAGCCGCGACGCCAUUUGCUGCGGCCGAGCGUGGGCGCAGGCGGGUCUCGGAAGAACUCGGUCGCGAGACUCUCCCGCGCACGCGACCCGGUCUCCCGCGCCUGCCUGCUGCUGCGCUGUCCCACCCGUCGCCCCUCGGAGGAGUCGCCAACACCUCCCGGAUAGGAGUCAGCGAGGUCGCGAGGCCGCAGUCACCGCCAUGCCCAAGAAUAAAGGUAAAGGAGGUAAAAAUCGACGCAGAGGUAAAAAUGAGAAUGAAUCUGAAAAGAGAGAGCUGGUGUUCAAAGAAGAUGGGCAAGAGUAUGCUCAAGUAAUCAAAAUGCUGGGAAAUGGACGAUUAGAAGCUAUGUGUUUUGAUGGUGUAAAGAGGUUAUGUCACAUCAGAGGGAAAUUGAGAAAAAAGGUUUGGAUAAAUACCUCAGACAUUAUAUUGGUUGGUCUACGAGAUUACCAGGAUAAUAAAGCUGAUGUAAUUUUAAAAUACAAUGCAGAUGAGGCUAGAAGUCUGAAGGCAUAUGGCGAACUUCCUGAACAUGCUAAAAUCAAUGAGACUGAUACAUUUGGUCCUGGAGAUGAUGAUGAAAUCCAGUUUGAUGACAUUGCAGACGAUGAUGAAGAUAUUGAUGAUAUCUAAAUCAAACUCAGCCUUUUACAUUCCACUUUCUCUGAAGAUUGUUCAACAAUUUGGAUUUUGGCUGUGACCUGUUAAAGAAGAUUAAAAUCUCAUUAGCAUGAGUGCAAUUUGUUAAAGCAGACUGAUUUGUUUCUAAGGUAUUUCUUUAAAACUGGUAAUACUGAACUCUCUUAGGUAAAACGUUAAGCCCACUUUGUUCUUUUGACGUAAUGGAGCUUAUAGGUAAAAGACCACAUCUACUGUAUUAAAAAGAAAAAAUGCAUUACUGCCUUUCCCACUUUGACCACUUCCACUAAGUUAAUGGAUGUUUUGAAUAAGCCAUUUGCCGUACAUUCACAUCAUGGAUUAUAAGUAAGCCCUAGAUUUGACUAGCCUGUUGACUGUACAGUAAAUUUCUGUAUAUUCCAGUUACCUAGAUGGUCCCUUUAGAUUUGGGUACAUUUCAAGGGAGGCAGAAAUCUGUAUUUGAAGUCAAAAAUGAUUGGCCUCUUUUUCAUACUUAAGUAGCAUGUGGCUAUUUUUAUACUAAUUUUGAUAAUGUAUAUUCUUUUCAUGAUCGUAUUUUGUCACUGUAAACAUAUCAACAAAAAGGCAUUUCCAAAAUGCAGUUUUUAGAACCUGGGUUUUAAAACCAAUUUUGAAUUUGUUAAGGUUAGUAGUUGCAGAAAUCAAACACUAGGUGGCGCCCAGUUAGUCUUAACAUUGGGAAGUACUGAUAGAGUUGUCCCUUUUUUUUUUUAACUUUUACUGUGCACAGGAGGAAAUUUCCCAAACAACAAAAGAUUGUGUUGAUCAUAUGCAUGUAUGUAGAAUAUUUUUACAAACCAAAAGGAUUGUUAAAAGUGACGUUUUAUUUUUAGAAGUCAUCUAUCUACAUGUAAGCUACAGUUCCAGUGCUUUAUAAACACUUAAAUUAUGUGUAAAUGAAAAUUUAAUUUCAUAAUGGCUUGUACAAAUUAAGCCUUUUUCAAAGUAUCCCGAAGCUGGGGAAAGAGGAGGGAAUGACAACUUACUGAAAAGAUGGUCUCCAAUUUCUGAAUGGAAGAACUACAUAUGCAGAGAAAUAUAAUAAAGAUGAUGUCAUGCUGCAGAGUAUAUUAUACCUUGCUUUGUGUUUAGGAUGUAUCUUGUUGUGUGUACAGGUUUGUUGGCUUGUAUUUUGCUGGGAAUUUUGACUUACCUUUAUUAUGCAGUUUUUCAUUAUCAACUCUACUAAGAUGAAAUUAGGGGCGGGGCUGGUUAGACCUCUCCAGCCGCAUUGAAAUGGUGUGCAGCUGUAAAAAGAAGAGAUCCUUCAUUUAGUUUGUGAAGCAUUUAUUCUGUUGGUCUCCAGAGAGCUCUUCAGUGGUGAAAAGUAAGACACAGGGGAGUAAACCUUCACAUGGCUUUAGAAAAUAAGCACAUCUUCUUUAAUCCCAUACUCAGUAUAAAUUCCUAAGUGUGCAAACUCAGGAGUAAAGAUCCGAGGUACUAUGAAACAUUAUUAAAUCAAAGAAUAGAAAUUAAGAGUGGACAAUUGCAGUUUAUGUUUCUUACUAUUCUAUGGAGUUCCUGGACACUUUACCUAGAUGGAAUGAGUCUGAGACCAUGAUCUGGUUUUUUAAUACUUCUAAGGAACCAGCCGUGAAGAAUUGACUUAGUGAUUGUUUUCAUUAGUCAUCUAAACUUGCUAAUAUAUUUAGGCUUCUGUACAUAAAAGUGUUUUGCUAAAUGUGUGCAGUAUGUGUAGAUUUUCCCUCCACAUUGUUUUACCCGAGAAUGUUUUGACUCUGUAUCUGUGCUACAAUUCAUGGUAGGGAUAGUGCAUGCAACUCAAACAUUAGUUUCUCUACUUACCUCCUCUAACAAAUAUGGUUUGUCUAAAGAUUCUUUAACAAAUUACAACUAUGACCCCAAUUCAUGUGUUUGCAAGUGAUGUAUUUUUUUCCUUGUCUAGCUAGUAACAGCCCUAGUGCUGUUGUACCCUAGAGACUCUCAAAUCAUAAUGAUUAAAAUAAUUGGGGUAAACUUGUAGUUCUUAUGCAACACUACUUAGAGGAGUUAUUUUACUAACGUUAAUGUAGAAAUUAGUUUCAUUGAUUUGAUUAUAUUUCACAUGAGGAAUGGAAGUGGUCCUUAAGGGAAAAAAAAAAUUGUGUUAUCCUGUUUGAUUCCUAUAAUACAAUGGUAUAAGGUGUGCCCUGAAAGAAAAUAAAAUGUUUGAAAUCUAAGAAUAAUGAUUCUUACUGCUAAGAGAGUGUAGUAAUUACUCCAAAUGUGUUUGAUAGGACUGCAUUUUUUAUGCAGUGUUUAUUCCACUUCCAAUAGAGUGUAAAUAUGUUGUAUUACUAAGGUGGCUAAAUAACCAAACCAGGUGUUUGUUUAAAAAAAAAAAAAAAAAGACUUACCAAGAGUUAAUUGUUUGACUGUCACAUCUUUCUUGAACAUCCAGCCUCUUAAAGAGACCACCUCUUAAGGAGUGUGUAAACUAUGCAUGAUGAAAAUUCUUGUAUUUUAUUAAGGAGUGGGUCGGUUUACUCACCACAUGUGUGGAAUCGUUGUUACAAAUAUAGUUGCUUAGAAAACUC
Messenger RNA from Phacochoerus africanus (Common warthog), 3221 nucleotides. RefSeq names its product eukaryotic translation initiation factor 1A X-linked (gene EIF1AX). The record is from RefSeq and is a predicted model, not a curated record. Gene Ontology annotation, cellular component: cytoplasm. Gene Ontology annotation, molecular function: RNA binding; translation initiation factor activity. Bases 220 to 654 code for a protein of 144 amino acids. The transcript has 7 exons. NCBI's taxonomy places the organism in Eukaryota, Metazoa, Chordata, Mammalia, Artiodactyla, Suidae. Gene Ontology annotation, biological process: translational initiation.